GAUCUAUAUAUAUACAUAGCCGAAGAACAUUGAAGUUUCUCAUUAUAACAAGUAAAUAAAUAAUAAGUUUACAAUGCAAGACAAUAUUGAAAUGUUGUUGAAGGAAAAACCAUUAUUAGAUGGUAAUGGUAGGAAAAACAUUAAUACUAUGGAGUACCACGUAGAAGAGGCAAAGAACCAGAUUUUAUUUUCUCUGCCGGUGAUUCUUACAAGUAUUUUCUAUUACAUGAUAACUCUGGUUUCUCUCAUGUUUGCUGGUCACCUUGGUAAGCUUGAGCUCGCCGGCGCCACCCUCGCCGAUUCAUGGGCUUCUGUCUCUGGCUUUUCCUUUAUGAUAGGGUUAAGUGAAGCACUUGAAACACUUUGCGGUCAAGGUUUUGGUGCCAAGUUGUAUGGAAUAAUGGGAAUGCAUCUACAAGCAUCUUGCAUCAUAUCCUUUUUCUUCUCGAUUAUCAUAUCAGUAAUAUGGCUACACACGAAACCAAUUUUAAUCAUACUUAACCAAGAUCCUGAGAUAUCUGCAACUGCUUCCCUUUACCUGAAGUACCUGAUUCCAGGCUUAUUUGCAUACGGAUUUCUCCAAAACAUCUUGAGGUUUCUUCAAACACAAUCUGUAGUCAUGCCCCUUGUUAUAUUCUCAUUCAUACCAAUGUGUAUUCAUAUUGGUAUUGCUUAUGCUCUAGUUCACUGUACUGCACUCGGAUUUAAAGGAGCGCCAAUUGCAACUUCCAUUUCGCUAUGGAUAUCGGUUCUUAUGUUGGUUAUCUAUGUGAUUUGUGCAAAGAAAUUUGAGCAUACAUGGAAUGGAUUUUCUUUUGAAUGUUUGCGUUACGUUCUUGUUGACUUAAAACUAGCAUUGCCUUCUUCUGCAAUGACAUGUUUGGAGGAUUGGGCAAUUGAAAUUUUAGUGGUAAUGGCUGGAUGGAUGCCUAACUCCGAAAUCACUACUUCAUUGAUUGCAAUUUGUGUGAAAACAGAAGCUGUAGCCUACAUGUUUGCCCAUGGUCUCAGUGCUGUAACAAGUACAAGGAUUUCUAAUGAUCUCGGAGCAGGAAACACCGACAACGCCAAGAAGGCGGUGGCUGUGACACUCAAACUAUCAAUCCUUAUGGCUCUUAUAGUUGUCCUAGCUCUAGUCUUUGGUCACAGUAUCUGGACUAGCUUGUUCAGUGACAGCCCUGCCAUAACACAUCAAUUCACUAUGAUGCUGCCAUUACUCGCAUUUUCGAUUACACUUGAAGCAAUUCAGGGUGUUUUAUCAGGAGUAGCUAGAGGAUGUGGUUGGCAGCACUUGGCUGCCUAUGUUAACUUGGGAACAUUUUAUUUGGUAGGCAUGCCUGUGGCUUGUCUCCUUGGAUUCAAGUUCCAGCUAUAUGCUAAGGGUUUAUGGAUUGGCUUAAUCUGUGGACUUUGUUGCCAAGCUACUACCUUCUUGUUGGUUACUAUGAGAACAAAAUGGACCAAGACAGAAAGUUUGAUGAAUAUAGACAAUGAACAAUCAGUUCUUGUUUAGCUCUUAAAAAGAAUGAUCAUUAAAGAAAUAAAUUCAUUGAUUAUAGAUUAAUAGGUUAUUUAUUGUAUAUGAAUACCAAACAUACUAAUAAUUUAUAUCAAAUUUUAAA
Mercurialis annua (annual mercury) is the source of this 1622-nucleotide messenger RNA. RefSeq names its product protein DETOXIFICATION 18-like. Gene Ontology annotation, cellular component: membrane. The coding region runs from base 74 to 1513 and encodes 479 amino acids. The transcript is spliced from 7 exons. Gene Ontology annotation, biological process: xenobiotic detoxification by transmembrane export across the plasma membrane. Gene Ontology annotation, molecular function: xenobiotic transmembrane transporter activity; antiporter activity. Lineage: Eukaryota; Viridiplantae; Streptophyta; Magnoliopsida; Malpighiales; Euphorbiaceae. The record is from RefSeq and is a predicted model, not a curated record.